Molecule: messenger RNA, 3114 nt
Organism: Prorocentrum cordatum
Lineage: Eukaryota; Dinophyceae; Prorocentrales; Prorocentraceae
Source: the annotation of a GenBank genome assembly
AGCCAUUUUGGCUCAAGCGCUUGUGUCUCAAGCCACUCUGGCCGUAGCUCGUCUCAAAGCCUAGCGCUCUGGUGAAAGGCUCUCUUCCAAUUUGAGCAGGCUGCCAUGGCUCCCUGCGCUAACCCGCUCGUUCGGGCUCACGUGGCUAUUGUGGCGUGCGCGUUGCCCUGGCUUGCCUCUGCCGGCGGAGGCGGCGGCGAAAACAUCUUCAAGUUGAAAGCCGUAGACUUGGAUAACUGGGAGUUCUGGGGCAUCUUCGCUGGCAUGGUCUUCUACGGCGUCAUCAUCGACCGGUUGCAGUACUUCACCGAGGAGGCUGUCAAGGACUAUCGUCUCAGCAAGAUGAUUUUUGACAGGUGCAUCACCGAGUUUAUGAUAUUCGGCAUCGUGGCGAUGAGCCUGUUCCUCAUCAUGAAUGUGGUUCCUGACAUCUCCCCGCGCACAGCGAGCCAGCUUACUUUCUGCGAUAUGCUGGUGUCUUUCGCAGCAUGCUCUCUGAUUCUGCUGGGUUGGAUCUAUUCUUGCCUUCGCGUGAAUGUCCAGGCGCUUGUAGUAUCAGGCUCCGACAAGAGCAUCCUGGGCUGGAAGCCCAUGCCGGAAAAGAUGCAGAAGCAAUUCAUGGCCUUGAACCAGCUGGACGACCAUAAUUUCGCGUGGCUCCCGUAUUUCAACGAGUCAUUGGCCAAUCAGAUUUGCAACCUCAUAAACAUCAAUUGGAAGACGUGGGUCAUUACAUGCCUCAUCAGCUUGCCCAUGGUUUAUAUCAAGUCUCAGCAGCACAAAACUGAAGAGAACACAUACAUCUUCGGGUACGCCGACCUUGAGUGGAUCCUCGUGCUCCUCAUCCUUGUGACAUGGGUUGUCAUUCGCAUGCUUCGCAACAAGCUGUACUCAACCUUGGACAAGGCAGGCGAUCCAGACGAAGCAGGUAAGGACGUCGACGUCAAGGACAAGCUUCUCGGCGGGGAGCAUGGCUCCGCCCAGCAGCUGAUCGAGAAACAGGCACGUUGGAGCAACAUCCUGGCGUUGGUCUUACAGCUUGAGGCCGUACUGAUGUGCUUUGUCGCGGGUAUGUACGUCAUGCACAUGUCCUACAACAUUGACUACGUUCACUGGUCCACUGCAUUGCUUUGGAAAGGUCUCUUCGUUGCUGGGUGUGUCAUCGGUCUCUUUCUCCUAGGGCCGCUCGCGCUCCUUGAGCUGACCUCGAUCCAGGCGUUUGUGGAUCCCGACGAUGAUGUAUUGAGCUCUAUCAUGGCUCAGGUCAACGAGAUUUGGAGCGACUGCGAGCACAUACGUCGCCAAAUGGAGUCAAAAUCAUACGCAGCUGGCUCCCAUGCGAGCGCCAAGGAGUGGGCAAAGAAGGAACUUACAAAAGUGAACGGGACAGAUACUAUCGCGAAGAGUACUUUGCAAAAAGAUUUGAGUGCCAUGGGAAUCAGAAUCUCAAAACGCAACGCUAAGAAUAUCUUUGAUCACUUGGAUGUGAACUCCAGUGAUCGUGCCAGCACGGGCGGGACACUCAGAAGUUCUCCGUCGAUGCGCAAGAUGAAGGACGCGGCAAAAUCUAUCCUGGAGCACCAGAUCAGCGUAGACACGUUCAUCGAUAUGGUGUUCGAAUCGCAUAUGGACCGAUGCGUGGACAAGUCCGCCGGUGAGGAGUGAGAGAGGCUCGAUGCCGUUUGCCAUCCUUUGCCUCACCUCUUUCUCCUGCCGUCUCGCCCUUUUCCUCCCCCUCUUCCCCCUACUCUCCACUCUUCCUCUCGGCCUUACUUGCACUUUCCGAUCUCGACCGAGUGAGGUGCGACCCGGCUUGGAGCUCAUGCUGGGCAUUGGCUAAUCCGCUGUGCAUAUAACUUUUGCUUUGGCGCAGCAAUUUUGUGCCACUUAGCCUAGCUUGUUUGAUCCUUACUGCAUGUCAAGCAAGCCGCUGCUGUAUUUCCAGCAGCCAGUGCUAGAGUAGCAGGGCACCAUCGGAUUCGGACUAUGUCUGCUUUUGCGAGAUCUUUGCGCCUGCUAGCGACGUAGGUGUAGUUUCGGCAUCGGUUGGAAAUCUUUCGUGCUGUCCUUGCCCCCUCUCCCGUGAGUCUCCCUCGUCCCUGCGUGUCGCGAGAGCCAGUGUCUACGUCACUGCUUCGGGGAGGCCCUCCAGGCAGUAUGUUUUGAGAGCAAAGUUCCACCUCUCCAUUUGGUCAUGAAGGGCAUGCGGUGCUUGCACGAUUUGAUCGGCAGAUUUAUCUCCUCCACCUUGCGAGGAUGUCCUGGCGCAGAGAGCUCGCUGUGAUGUUUCGCCGCAUGCAUCUCCCUCGGUGGCAGAGCUGGCUGCAGACUUGAGGGGUGCCCCUGGCUAGGCACCCCAAGGGUGGGAUGGCAGAUCGGGGAGGGACUUUGCCGAGCGAUUGCUCUUCGACGCCGGGCCAGACGAAUGAUUCCGCGCCAGGCCAGGCGCGAUGAUCGAUGAUGAAAUUGUUGGUUGCAAGAGAAUGAGCCGCAGAGCGCCUGGCCUGGCCAGCGCGCGAGCGCGUCUACGGGAGCCUGGACGACAGCGGGCUCUCCGUUCGCGGCGGCGCGAUGUGCUGGCUGGGAGCUCCGGCCAGGAAGGCAUGGGCUGGAGGGCGCGGGCUCGCGCAGCGCCCAGAGUCGGGGGAGGCCUCGGGAGUCGCGGCGUCCCGCCCUCCAGCUUGGCUCGCUGGCAGGGAGGUGGGUGGCGGAGGAGUGAGGAGCGCCCUUCGUCGAGCUGGCUAAGUGUUUUUGUUUUUUGGCGUGGCAGGCACCGCCCCACGUCCUAAACUAGAAUAGGAUAGAUUCGAGGAAAGGCUCGCGCUGACAAAGACGGCCUUCAGGACAGUUUCACGCAGUCGCCGCCCUCUCUGUGAUGCCCGUGUGGCACAAUCAGCCGCGAUCGCAUUUCGUUUGAACUGUUCAGUUCAGGCCUGACAAUGCCUCGACCGGGGUUGCGGGUAUGAUUUACGAUAGCGGCGAGAAUUUUUUCUCGAUGGGCUCGUGAUGCGAACGGCACGCGCGCGAGCUCCGACAGGCUCUUUGCCUUCGGCCCUGCGGUCGGAUUUGAGGAGCGACCCAAGCACACAAAAAAAAGAUGCCUCCCGAGGAGCC